AGCCAGAUAUGUUUCUCAGGAGUCAGUCUUCAGUCAGAUCGAGGCAAGCCUGAGGAUCAUCCUGUCUCCACAUGUCCCAGCCAGAAUGAGAAGAGGCCUGCGGAUCAUCCUGUCUCGACAUGUCCCAGUCAUGGGAAUGCUCGGGCUGUGAACAGAGAUGGAGACCGGGAUAGAGUCAGCCCCACUGGAGUGAGGGACAUCCUGCCUGCCAAUCCCCUAAACAGAUCUGCCACAGGGGAAAAAGAAACAUUCAGGGAGUUUGCAGGGGAGCAGCUGAAAACACACGAUAUCUCGGAGGCAAAACAGCUGCAGAACAGCAGUAGGAUGAUGACGGAGAGACAGUUCUUAUUGUCAGAGGAUGAGGGCAUUUCCAGGAUGGACAGAAACAACAUGAAGGACACUGACCAACAGGAGGUCCAGACGAAGGCUUCCGUCAGCCAACAAGCGCCCAGCAGGAAGUUAACCUCUGGCAUCCAGAGGCCCUCCUCUGCCCCAUCUAUGGUCGUAAAAGACGAAGGAACACAGCUGGAAACCUUCCAGUCUCUGACCUUUCAGCCGGAGCGUUGCCAGAAGAUUGAGACGUUACAGGACUUUUGCUCUGGUCCAUAUAAUCCUCAGUCACCCCAGGAAAGCCAGAGAAACAUCCAAACAGAUAUCCAAGCUCAGGCAGAGGUCUUUUCCAUGGUCCACAGCCAAGGGCAAACUGACUUCAACACUCCUCUCCUGCACCAGCCUGGAACGCCACCAUUCCAAGUAAAAGGGAUCACAGAGAUUCCAGACAAAAGAGAAAGAGAAGGGAAAGAUUGCCAGUUACAAAGAUGGAACACGUCCAGAAAGAAACCUCAUUUGGAAGGAAAAGAGAAAAGUAAUAACCCUCAGUCAACACAGACAGAAAACAGAUUUGAUCAAUUACUCUCUCAGGCAAAAGCCUCUAUUGAGAAAAGAGGGAGGCACCAAGAAACAGAGAACAAGCCUGAAACUGCUGGAGAAAUAAUUGACAAAGAAAAGGUGAAAGGUCAGUUUGAAUUCAUGGUACCUCAUGGAAAAAGGAAUGGUGCCACCUCAGAGGAUCGAUGGGAACAAUCCCUGCAGCAGAACAACACACAUGUCUGGACACCCAAACAUCCCAGCACUGCGUAUGAAUCACAUUUAGUGCAACAUUUCAACAUCUUCCCCCUUUUGAGGGACAACAGAGUUUCCCCUCGGGCCUGGGGAAAUCAGGAAGUUAUUGUUAGUUUUGAGACCAUGAACGACCACAUGGAGAGACUCUCAAGCUUGAACGUGGAAACUCUAUCCACAAGCUGUGAUGAAACACAAACACGCUUGCUUCUCUGCCAGUGCAUCAAUUCAAAACCAGGAAGCAACACUGGCUCAAAUUGGGUCAAAGGUGGAAAACAGGCUACAACAACAGCAGCAGCAGCAGCAGCAUUCUGUCUUGGUGCGCCAAACCAUACAAGUCAAGCCCCAACACCUCUGAAACACAGUACGUUUCCCAUGCAUUCCACAAUAAGAAGCACCAGUGGUUGUGCUAGUAGCAGCGAGGAGGAUAACCCGCCCUCCCAGUGUCACCAGUUUCCCAAGCUCCCGUCCCCUCCUCCCCGCCUCGGCCUCCAGGAGUCCCAUUUGAACCAAUCAGAAGAUGGGUCUCCCAGUCAGUCUGAGGAGGGAUGGAUGUUCCCCCGAAUCCAGUCACUGAAACAGGACCAGAGUCUUCAACAUCAGCAACAUUCCUCUCCCUUCUGCUCCAACACAGAUGAUAGAACUCAUGAUGGGGCUCAGAAACUAUGGAAAGCUGAUAAUCAGUGUGACUCAAAAAUGACACAGACGUCACAGGGAUUUCCCAGAGAAAUAGCGGAUGAGAAAGAUGAGCUCCAGAGUGGCUGUGAAGGAGAUAACUUCCUCUCGGACAGAGAAGGCAGGCAGGCCGGGAGAAAUCUGCACAACCUGCGAUCCAGGGAAGUCCAGGUCCUCAGGCAGCAAAUGGAGGCUCUUCAGCAGCAGUUUAAGCAGAGAGAGGGUGAUUGGUUGUUAGUUCGAUGCCAGGUGGACGAGCUGAUCAGAGAAAACGCCAAGCUGAAGAAGAAACUCACAGUUGCACCACAGCGCGAUCCAGUGGCCGCCAGAUGCAGCACCCUCUCUCGAACAGCUGCGACCUGGUGACUUCCACUAACAAGACAGGGAAAGUGACUUCUGCAGACAAGAAAACAAAAACAGUAACAUUCUUCAAUGGAGACGUCAAACACAUUUUGCCAGAUGGGAAAGUGGUGUAUCACUAUGCAGGUUUACAGAUAACAUGUACCACCUACCCAAGUGGUCUGGAGGUCCUUCACUUCCCAAACAAGCAGAUUGAGAAGCGACACCAUGGGGGAAAGAGAGAGAUUGUAUUUCCGGACCAAACCAUCAAGUAUUUGGAGCCUGAUGGCAGUGAGAGGACAAUUUUCCCUGAUGGCACCAUCGUUCACCUCUCACCGUCAGGAGAGAAGAUGGUGUAUUUCACCAACGGUCAUAGAGAGAUCCACACAUCCCAGUAUAAGAGGAGAGAGGAUCCUGAUGGGACGGUUAAGACCAUUUACACCAACGGACGACAGGAGACCAAGUACGCAUCAGGCAGAG
Molecule: messenger RNA, 2613 nt
Organism: Acanthopagrus latus (yellowfin seabream)
Lineage: Eukaryota; Metazoa; Chordata; Actinopteri; Spariformes; Sparidae
Exons: 13
Coding region: 325-2160 (611 amino acids)
Source: RefSeq, a predicted model, not a curated record